CAGCAAAGCCUGAAUUGCACCAAAGAAUAAAAUAAAAGAAGAAGAACAAGAGAGUUGUGGCCAACUAACUCGCCCCCAUAUUUAAGGAGUUGCUUUGCUACCCUCUUAGAAGAUUUUGCUCCCUCUGCUUCCUACUCCUCUAAACCAGACUGCUUUGCUCAUCUGCUUCUGCUUUGCUCUUCAUCUUCAGAGAGAACUUGGUCUAACGAUUUAGAAGCAAAGGCUGCUCUUCGGAGUUCUAAAACUGAGAGGCUAGUUCGUAGUUCCUGAGGAGCUCUUUUUCGUCAAGGGCUUGACCAAUGGCGAUAAAGAUGAAGGGGAUCUUCAAAGGGCUGAAGAUAAUCUCUCAGAUGUUUGUGCAUAAGGAACAUGAGAUGCAGAUCGGGUACCCUACAGAUGUAAAGCAUGUGGCUCACAUAGGUCUGGGCACCAGUGACACAUCUCCAAGCUGGAUGGCUGAAUUCAAGGGAACAGAGGAUUUGUCAGCAGGCCCUCUGAGCACAGCUGGGCAGUCGAGGCAGACUUCUUGGGCCUCUGCAGACUUUGAGCAGCCAAGAAGCAUGAUGCCCAUUGAGAUCUUCCAGGACAACAGCAAGCCCGGCCAAGAGGCCCCCUCUUGCCAUGACGUGCCAAGAGGAGGCCCGAGGAAGCCGAAGAGGAAGAAGAACAGGGCGUCGUCGCCUACCUCGUCUGCAAGGUCAUCGUCUUCAAGGUCAAGAACCUCAUUCGCGACCGCGUACGACGCCUUCAGUGAGUCGCAAAGAGGGUUCCGGGUUGCCUGAAUGGCAGAAAACCAUGCGUGAAUGCAGAUCACCAUGCCUGUAAAUGUUUUCGGUUUAGGGAGACAGCUUGGUUUGGAGUUGUUUGAUUCUUUGUUUUCCUUUUACAGUCAGACCUAGAUGGAAAUCCAAAGGAAAAAUGGCUUAAAUUAAUGUUUG
Molecule: messenger RNA, 938 nt
Organism: Panicum hallii
Lineage: Eukaryota; Viridiplantae; Streptophyta; Magnoliopsida; Poales; Poaceae
Product: CRIB domain-containing protein RIC10-like
Exons: 5
Coding region: 300-782 (160 amino acids)
Source: RefSeq, a predicted model, not a curated record